AUAUGCGUUUGAAAUGAUCUAUCCGUACUAAAAGAAUUUAUUUUCAUUGAAUAUGAUUGAGAUUUCUUUUACACAGAUUUGGAAGGUCAUCUCGCUUGUUCGCUGUCUGUCGGUCGCGCUCUGUCUUGCUCCGACCAUUGUCUGGCUCCAGCUGCCCCGCCACGGGCCGGUCGACCCCCAACCUGUACCCGCUGCGCUUCCGCUGUUCUUCCGAGAUGAUUUCGUUUCGACCGAAACUAAUGUAUUGUUAAACCAGGAUGUCUCAAAACUUGAGCCUGAGCCUGAGCGGCUCCCAGAUCUCAUCCAUGAAACGGUCUGGAUCCGGUGGUGCCAUGUCAGGAAAGUCCAGCAGUGCCAGAUCCAACUCUGGUAGGCCAGGCUCUGCUGGUGGAAAUAGACCAAGCUCUGGAAGGUCCAGUGCCAGAUCUACAACCAGCACCACCAGAGGGAAAUCACCUGGUAGAGGGGAAAUGGGAGCUAAUUUUGGUGGAAAGGUGGCAAAUGGAAGGGGAAGUGGAUUGACAAGGAGUUCUAGUAGCUCUGGAAUGGGAAGCUCAGAAUCAAGGCAAAAGAGAUCAGCAGAAUCUACCCAUCGCAGCAACACAACAGAUGAUUCUGAUUCCUUACUCCAAGCUAUGGAAAACCCAAAUUCUACAGAUUUUAUGGCACUGUUCAACAAUGAUCAUCAGCCUGUCAUCAGAAGCAAAGCUAGUGGAACCACCAAAAAGUCAGUCACUCAGAAAAGGAGACAAGAACCGAUGUCGAGUAGAGCCUUUCAGAUUCCUAUCAGUGCAAGGACCAGUAGCACCUUGGAUUCUUACAGAUUAAACAGCUCCAGAUCCCCUGCAGGAGAUGCAGCCGCCUCUCCCUUUGAAUCACUCACACAGCACCUUGAGAAAGACAUUGAUUCAAACCACAUAGCAAGGAACUCCUAUCAACAAGCAGAGAAGGAUUACGGCAGCAUGCCUCUCAGGAACGAUGUUCCCGCUGUGAGUCCAAGGGGGCCGGACAAGAACCUGAGACCCCCAAGUCCGGUCAAGACCAAUGAAAACGAGUUUCAGCUUGGGGAAGAGCCAACAAGGUAUUGGUCUACAAGUCAGAGUGCUUAUACAGGGGUACCAUUGAACAGAUCAGCGCAUGAUGCAAAUGCACGACUCUUGAGAACUAGUACGUCCUCUGACCAUCCUGUGGCAGAGGAAUACAUUGAAUCGGUCAAUGAGGCUGCCACCAAGAUACAGAGAUGGUACAGAGGGUGUGUACAGGAGAAACAGAAAGAGGGAGAGGAUGAGAUCAGGAAGAUAUUGAGUCAGAAGCGCAAGGAGCGUUCCGAUCUGAUCCAUAGGGAACAGGAUUCGGUGAGGACGAGGGAGCAGCAGGAGAAGGAUCGGAAAAGAUCCAGGGAGGAGAAAUUACGGCAGGCAAGGCAAGCAGCAAUUCAGGAUUUACAGCGGUCAAGAGAACAAAAGAAACAAGAAAUCAAAGAAAAGGCUGAAGAAGAAUUACGCUAUCUCAAAGCCAGUGGGAAAGUAGGCAAGAAACCCACAACUAAGAAAGGUGCCACUAAGAAACAGUCAACAGGAUCAGGUCCAAGCCCUCGGAAAAAGCUUACAGAUGGGACUACAGCUAGGUCAACUGAACCAGAACUAAGUGGACAGCAGAGGCCUGGUACAGCUAGUAGUACAGGGAGAAAGGUGGACGGUAUAUUUGAAAGCGAACCUUCAACUCAUCGUACCGGUGCGACAGAGAACGGUUACAUUGGUGAUACGGACAGCGAGCAACCUAAUGACGCUCCAAGUCAGGCUCCAACUAAGACAACACUUACAGAUCUUCUUGAUACCUUGAAGCUUUUAGAAGAACCAGUCAGGGUACCUAGCCCUACAGAGAAGAAGCAGAAAGGACCUGCAUGGUUGGAUAUAUUUGAUGACAAGGAAGAGGAGGAAGGGAAAGAAGUAGAGGACGAAACCAAACCAGCAAGUAGCAGGUACCUAUCAGCCAGUAUGACCGAUGGCAAGCCUGGUGGUCCCGGGGGCAAAAGUCAAACUCAGUACCUUUCUGAGGAGAAUCUCCAGGAAGCCACAAGGAGGAGUCUAGGAGGGGAGGCUACCAAACCGGUCCAGAAACCUAAGACCAUGCCCUCUCCUAGCCACGCCUUGCUCACAGAUGAGAAGCUCAGGAACAUCAUGUCUUUCCUUGAUGAAGUCGACCAUGCCGAACAGGAGACAGUCAGUGAGUUCUCUCAGGCCUUGGAUGUGGACCAAGCACCCACCACCUCCAGAACUGUCCCCGCUGUUCCUCUGGUCCCUUCUGCGGAGGAGAUCCAGAAGCUGGAGGAAGCUUCUGCAGCAGCCUCAGAGGUCACCAAUACUGUCCUUUCACAGAGGCUGCAGUUGGAGGAGAAGGAUAGGAGUGUCAAAAUGCUACAGAAGGCUCUGAACCAGCAGCGUGAGCUGACAGUCAGACAUGCAAAGGAACAGGAUAAAGAGACCAAAAGAAGACUUCACCUUCAGAAGGAAGAAUAUGAAGCAACUAUCAAGAGACAUUUAUCAUUCAUUGAUCAGCUUAUUGAUGAUAAAAAGGCGUUAGGAGAGAAAUAUGAUGGUGUGGUGACAGAACUCAAACAAGUUGAUAAGAAAUACCAAGGAAGAAUAAAGAACAUGGAAGACAGUCAUGGGAGAGAACUGAGCAAGAUCAAGGAUGUACAGGCUGCAGCUGAGAAGCUGAGAAGAGAGAAAUGGAUUGAUGAGAAAACAAAGAAAAUAAAGGAAAUCACUGUGAAGGGACUUGAACCCGAGAUCCAGCGCCUGAUUGCAAACCACAAGACCGAGAUCAAGAAGCUGAAGACCAUCCAUGAAGCCGAGAUGCUUCAGGCCGAGGAGAGGGCGGGUCAGAAGUAUGUCCGUCAUAUAGAAGAGCUCAGGGAUCAACUGGCUGAUGAGAAAGAAGCUGCUUGUGCCAGAGAACGAGAACUUGCAAAGCAAAGAUACGAGAAGCAGUUAGAGCAGGAGGAGGCUGCCUACCAGCAGCAGAGGAGGCGGAUGUACUCAGAGGUUCAGGAGGAGAAGGAUCGCAUCAAUGAACAGGCUAGGAGACAGAGACAGGAGAUGGAUAGACUACAGCAGACGAUGGAAGCUAACAGUCACAAAGCUAUCAGUGCUAUGAAGGAGGAGUAUGAGAAAGCUAGGGAUGAACAGGAGAGAAGACACAGGGCUGAAGUGAAAGACCUAGAAGAACGUCUUAGGAUAGAGAAGCAAGCUUGGGAAGAAAACUACAUGAAGAAACAGGAAACAUGGCUGCUGUCUAAAGAGCGUGAACUGAAGGAGCAGGUUAGGAGAGACAGAGACAAGGAGAUUGAGAUGGUUAUCACCAGACUAGAAGACGAUGCUCAGUCAUCUAGGGACGAACAAGAGAGGGCAGCAGAGAAUAGGAUCAAACGAAUCCGAGACAAGUACGAGGGUGAAUUGAGGGAAGUUGAGACCUCUGAGAGAAAGACCCAAGAGAGAUUGAAUGAAGUGAAAGCUCAUCUAGCUGAGGUUGAAGGAGAGAAUCUACGAAUCGAGGCCCUGUUCAAACAGAAAGAUCAUGAGGUCUCCCAGGUCAAUAAGGUUUGUGAAAGACUCAGCAAGGAACGUAAGAAUGUUGAGGAGGUGAUCAGGCAAGAGUUUGCUGAUCGCUUGGUUGCCGUGGAGGAUGAGAACAAGAGGGUUAAGAAUGAGAUCUCAGAGAUGAGAGCCAGACACAAACUGGAGCUGACCCGGAUUCAAGAGAGCAAGGAGGAGGAGAUGGAGGAGGUCCAUAAAAGGGUCAAACAAGCAAUAGCCAAGAAGGAAGAUGUGGUCAGUCAGUUGAGACAGCAGCAUGCAGCAGCGGUCAAGCGAGCUGACCAUCUUGAGUCUCUCUUAGAACAACAGAGGAAACAGCUGGUCAAGAAGAAAUGAUCGAACAAGUAUGUGGUUCUAUGGAAACGGUGAUUUGUUCUCUCUACCUCUAACCCUAAGAAUUCCUAUAGUAUCUCCUUGCUACAGGAAACAUUUGGGGCCUAUUUCAUAAAAAUUGUUGUUAUAACAAAUUUGCAAUAACAGUAAAAGCUACUGAAAUUAUUCACUUUGAUUGGCUGCUAAUAGACCUGUUAUAGAAAUUAAGUGUAACAAGUCUUUAUGAAACAAGAUCCUGGUUGAAUAGAAAUGAUUUAAGCAGCAUUAUGUAUGCUAUGCUUUGCCAUCUGGGUUUUCUGUAAGAAGCUUACAGGUUCAAAUCCAGAUGAAGACUGUGGCAUGCUGGGACAAAAGGGUUGACCACUGAGAACAGAAUGUCAAAGUACACCAUCAAAAGCAGCUCAUCAUGAAUAAAAUGUUUGCGGGAAUAUAGAAUGGUAGUGCCAUUCUUUAGACUCGGUACUAUGGAGACAGUCGGCUGCAUCACACACUCCAUUCAACAUAAAAAGUUGACCCACCCCCUUCCUGCUCUUAAUGCGGUGCAAUGCACACAGGUACGACAGAAAGGUUUAUCAAGCUAGGCAGUUUAUGAGGCAAACUCGUAGAAAAGAUUAUAUCAGAUAAAUAGGCAGUUUCAUGUACCAUUAAUAUGAAAGGUUUUGUGAAUUGUCUAUGACUUGUGCAAUGUCUCGGCUUAUGUGAACUUGAUUUAUCCAUGGUAUGAUACACAUAAGUAAUACGUUAUCAAACAAAGUACCAAUGAAAUGUGUGUGAAAUUUCUGGAGUUUGUUCUUAUUAUUUCUUCUCGAGAACCUAAAUUAGGUUAGAAUCAUCCACCCUAGAAUAAACAGAUGUCAUUUAAACUUAAAUUGAAAUUUAAAAAAAUGUUUAUUAGACAUUGAGAGAUAGAAACGAUUGGAAGAGAUGUGUUUUGGUUUGAUAUGAAUAUCAAGAAAAGAAUCUAAUAUUUAUCACGUUGAUGAUGUUGAAUGUGUUUCAGGUCAGAUUAAUUUUCUUUCUUCACAUAUUAAAACAGUGAAUAUUCAAUUGCAAUUUUGAAAAAAAAUCAAAGAGAUUGAAAUGCCGUCCAUUAACUUUUUAUCACCUUGAAUUCACUCCUACGUUAUUUGAUUAUUCUUUUAGCAUUUCAUUUCAAUUGAUUCACACUUGUCAUUUUUUAAUGAAAUAAGAUUUUCAUAUUUUGUGGCUCAUUACCUUUUUGGAGUUUACCAAAAUACAAAAAAAUGAAACUUGAAAUUUUAUCAUCAAGGUUGAUACUGGAUUUACUCUAAAAUUUGUACAUUACCUUAUUUAUUAACAAUUCUGAAGUUGUAAUUGACAGAUUACCUGCCAGCCUUGUGAAACUUGGUACUUUCUGAAAGGUAACUUGUAUUUUCUCUACUCACUGACCGAAAGCAAGAACAUUGCAAUUUUAAGCUGCCUAUUAAUUGAUGUAAAAACCAAUGAAUAAUUGAAAACCUUGCAAAGUAUUUUACUUAAAUUAUUCCUGAAUAAGAAUGAUGAUGAUAGAUGAUGAUAUCGAUGCCCAUGGCAAUGACAAUGAUGGUGAAGAUGAUGAUGACGAUGAUGAUGAUGAUGAUGAUGAUGAUGAUGAUGAUGAUGAUGAUGAUGAAGAUGAUGAUGAUGAUGAUGAUGAUGAUGAUGAUGAUGAUGAUGGUGAUGAUGAUGAUGAUGAUGAUGAUGAUGAUGAUGAUGAUGAUGAUGAUGAUGGUGAUGGUGAUGAUGAUGAUGAUGAUGAUGUUGAUGUUGAUGAUGAUGAUGAUGUUGAUGAUGUUGAUGAUGAUGUUGAUGAUGAUGGUGAAGAUGAUGAUGACGACGAUGAUGAUGAUGAUGAUGAUGAUGAUGAUGAUGAUGAUGAUGAUGAUGAUGAUGAUGAUGAUGAUGAUGAUGAUGAUGAUGGUGAUGAUGAUGAUGUUGAUGUUGAUGAUGGUGUUAGUGAUGUAUAUAAACGUAACUUACAUGUAUGUAAGUAGAAAAUUCCAAUGGUGAUAAUGUUGUAAUGUAAUCCUGCUAUUACAGAAGAUCAUCAGUGUAUCAUUUGCACAAUUGAGAUUUCUCUGAGGAAAUGGAAAUUGUUUUUUUAAUAUCUGGCCUCCACGAAUGUUCAUUUCUGCUCUAGUAGUGCGGCGAUUUGUAAUAUAUUCUGUUAUCAGGUUAUGUUCCUCAUAAAUGGCAUUUAAAGUGCCGGUAAAAUCCCCUUGGAAGUGAAUGUGAAUAUUCCAAUUCAUUUCUAGAUUAUAUGAUGCCCUAAAUCAGUGAUGAUGUUAAGGAUAUGGAAUUUUUAAAAUUUUGUUCCAUUGGAUAAAGGUUGAUUUGUUACCCGACCAAACUGAAAUAUCUUUGUAUUAUUUCUUGAUAUUAAACUACUCAGGCAUGAAAUGGCCUGAAAAUUUCAGUGUAUAAUCUGCCUGUAGAUGUCAUAUCCAAUCACUGCAAUUGUAAGACAAGCUCCAAGGGCCAUUUUAACAAUAUCCUGAGAGGGGAUACUACAUAACUAAUAAUGCAAAAUUCUCAUUUUCACAAAGAAUCAAUGGUUGAAAAAAGAUUCAAUGCCCACUCUAUUUGUGUAGGUUUAGAAUGUUAGAUAAUACUGAAGUAUAAUAUAAUAUUAGACAGGCUUUAAAAUAAAAACACCCCUGUACAAGAAAAAGAGUAUUAGCCGAUGUUAAGAACAGAAAACUCAUUGAGAUAAGUGCAUAGAAUUUUUAACGAUUUUGCUUUGCAUUUCACUUACUAGGUUAUUUCAAGUGCAAUUCUCUUUUAAAUCUUUGAACUAUCAUAUUCUUCCUGAAUCGCAGGAAGAGAUUGGGAAAGGACAUUCAUCUCCUUGUCUUGAUAGACUAACAAGAAAUGGCAUCUUAUUGCAGAAGUGAUGCAAGUAGUGCAGUACACUACUUCGCUUAAUUUUUUUUAAUUAGAAUUUUGACUUUAAAGGAAAUAUUUUCAGCAUAUCAAUUUGCAAUAAUUAACACAUACGAUCCCUCAUGCUUACAGAAAGGGUUUUUGUUAAGUGUAAAAAAAAAGGCAUGCUUGGCAGAAACUAAAUGUUGCCACAGUAACAUGUAUGUGUGUGCUUCUCCUGUUAUUUGUACUAAUGACAUUCUUUUUCAAGUCCUUGGUAUGGACAAGUGUAAUGGAAUGAUACUGUAUUUUGUAUUUAGAUGUGACUAACUGAAAACCUUGAAUAUUUAUUAUAAAUAGAUUUUGAAUUAAUUA
This is a messenger RNA of Lytechinus pictus (painted urchin), 7169 nucleotides long. Its product is annotated as centrosomal protein of 131 kDa-like. The transcript is spliced from 20 exons. Gene Ontology annotation, biological process: cilium assembly; regulation of centrosome duplication; intraciliary transport involved in cilium assembly. The record is from RefSeq and is a predicted model, not a curated record. Gene Ontology annotation, cellular component: centriolar satellite. Lineage: Eukaryota; Metazoa; Echinodermata; Echinoidea; Temnopleuroida; Toxopneustidae. The coding region runs from base 258 to 3935 and encodes 1225 amino acids.